UUACUUCCCGUUGCACCUUGUCUGAUCAGGUCUGGUCAUGUUGGCAUGGUGUAGUGCAGUUAGUUCCUUGGUUUGUUUUAUAGUAUUAUUAUUUAUAGGGCAUGGACUCUUCCCCUUAGAAUACGAAUUUUAGUAGAAGUGGGUUUAAUUGUAUAUUUAGUCCGAAACAUUGUAUCUUGGACAUAAGCCUUACUGUGAUAUCAAGGUUUCUGCCGGUCUUUGAUUACUGUUUGUCGCAAUCUGCUGGAUGCAACCCUUCACAGGCACUGUCAUGACCUGAGCAGCUGCUUUCCGACUGCUGGAGUCCCGUCGGUGCUGAUGCUUUGGAAAACAUUUAUCAAAAAUCUACGUAUGUAUGAUGGAAGAUGGGAAGAAGACCCAGAUGGUCUGAGCCCUUCCACUCUUGGUGACGGAACAUCCCAAGACAGCUAUCUGUAUGGUGUCCCCAUUUGGAGACCUGGAGCCUCCCCAUAUUUGCUGACCCUGUGAGCUGGAUGAUAGGCGUGUGUGCUUCCAGCUGGGAGAUGAAGAGCAGUGUAGUCUACAAUCCCAAUAAGGUCUGAGCGGCCUGCUCCAGAUAGGAGAGUCGAGGCCAUGUUGGCUAAGAUACAGGAGGGCUUAGAAAAAACAUUCUUACUUCUCAGUGAACAUGGCAUAUUAUUAGGCUGAUCUUAAGGGUGGUGCCAAGUCUGUUGGCCUAGCAAAUAUAAAAAAAAUAGGAGGGAAAACUAGUUAUCUCAGUGUUCAGUAUAUAUCUUGUGGCGUAUGGGACUGAAACAGCCAUCUACAGUGCAGUACUUUGCAUGCAUCUAUAUUGUGCCUCCAAUUGCCCAUCUCUGUGUUUAAUCUAACAGGACCCAGGUGUCUUGUCUCAAGCUUCAUAUUGCUAAUCAGAAUCCCCAGCAACAUCUAGUAAAGAUCCUCCAAAGUUUUUGGGGAUCUUAUCAAAAAGCUUUUUUUAUGCCAAAGGGAUUCAGUCUUUUGGGAUGUUGACACAAGUGAUGUAGACUUUGUUGGACAUCGUAUUCUGUUUGAGGAAAUGUUGAUUUUUCUCCACCGGCACUGGGUUCUAGAUUACCUUGGCGUGGGGUUUGACACUGCUGUCUUGUAGAGGGGAAUUCAGCGCUUGACACGGCUAUCCUCCAGCACCAUGCGCUUGUUUCUGCGCUGCUUCCGGCUGUGCCCCAGGCGAGGCCGGUUAAGGCUGCCUAGAGGCCUCUGGGAUCUGUGGAGUUACAGCAGGCUAGUGCUCAGGUCCCUAUACUUCAACACUCUCACGAACUCCGAUGUGGUCAUGGAUUCCCUUUUUGAACCUGUGUUUUGGAUCGUGGACCAUCUUACUCGCUGGUUUGGCAUGGUCUUUGUGUGUCUGGUGGUGGUUCUCACCAGCUCCAUCCUCAUUAUCGCCUACUUCUGCCUUCUGCCCAUGGUGCUGGACACCUACCCCAUUGCCUGGAUUGUGUGGCAUAUCUGCUAUGGCCACUGGAACCUGGUGAUGAUCGUCUUCCACUACUACAAGGCCACAAGGACAUCCCCCGGGCACCCUCCACAGGUAAAAUCUGACAUCCCAGCAGUGUCUGUCUGCAAGAAAUGUAUAAUUCCAAAGCCAGCCAGAACUCACCACUGCAGCAUCUGCAACAGAUGUAUUCUGAAGAUGGAUCAUCAUUGCCCCUGGUUGAACAACUGUGUGGGUCACUUCAACCACCGCUACUUCUUCUCCUUUUGCCUCUUCAUGACCCUGGGCUGUAUGUACUGCAGCAUUAGCGGACGCUACCUGUUCUUGGAUGCUUACAGGGCCAUACAGCGCUUCAAGAGCUUGGACGUGGAGCCGCAGGGGGUGCCCGUGACUGGGGUUGGGUGGCUUCUUGGUGUCCUACCUCCUGGAUCUGCACCUGGGCAGAGCUAUUAUAAGACUCCACCUCCGCCUUUUACCUUUAAGGACAGGAUGUUUCACAAGAGCGUCAUUUAUAUGUGGGUGCUAACAAGUACGGUGGCGCUAGCCCUAGGGGGCCUGACACUGUGGCACGCUAUGCUGAUCUCUCGUGGUGAGACCAGCAUCGAGAGGCACAUCAACAACAAAGAGACUCGACGCUUGCAGAAAAGUGGCAAGGCUUUCAAAAAUCCAUUUAAUUAUGGCCGACUGAACAACUGGAAGGUGUUCUUUGGUGUAGAGAAGAGGAGCCAUUGGCUGACACGUGUACUGCUGCCCUCCAGCCACCCACCAUAUGGCGAUGGACUCACCUGGGAGCUCUCUCUGCACAGGAAGGACCCAAUUGAGGUCUGACCACAGACGCAUGCUAAACAUGCCCAGCUCUUUGACCCUUCAGAAUCGCCUUUGGGAAGACGGCAGUAACUGCAGAGCCUGUACUGCCUUGCCUCACCAGUUGGGGCACCAGUGGGCCUCCAUUCAAGAAUGGGGCAUUCCUUGCGCAUCUAAAUGCGUAGCACUGUAAACGUUGACCACACAUCUCCUUCCUUUGCUGGAGGCCUGACGGGGAGCUUCAUGCUGCUGAAUUCCCAAGAGGCUUUGCCAAAGAGUGGGUAAGAGCUUCCUAGUCAUCAGGAAGAAGAGGCUGAGUAACUGUUUACUGUGGUGCGUUGGCACCUUGUACUGGCACACUAAAGGAUCACAUGCAGGAAUAUGAGGAGCACUGUUCUCUUCACUGGUUAUUUGUACUCGAUCUGUAUUUGAUCCAAUUAAAUGUGUUUUUCCAUAAUUUUUAA
This is a messenger RNA of Brienomyrus brachyistius, 2724 nucleotides long. RefSeq names its product palmitoyltransferase ZDHHC16A-like. Gene Ontology annotation, molecular function: palmitoyltransferase activity. Gene Ontology annotation, biological process: protein palmitoylation. The transcript has 14 exons. Gene Ontology annotation, cellular component: Golgi apparatus. Bases 1151 to 2284 code for a protein of 377 amino acids. NCBI's taxonomy places the organism in Eukaryota, Metazoa, Chordata, Actinopteri, Osteoglossiformes, Mormyridae. The record is from RefSeq and is a predicted model, not a curated record.